Molecule: messenger RNA, 1641 nt
Organism: Gadus chalcogrammus (walleye pollock)
Lineage: Eukaryota; Metazoa; Chordata; Actinopteri; Gadiformes; Gadidae
Product: collagen alpha-1(XIX) chain
Exons: 13
Coding region: 460-1641 (393 amino acids)
Source: RefSeq, a predicted model, not a curated record
UUUAUUGAUAUCAAUUAUUGCGCAUUAAUUCAUUUAUAUAUUGAAUUUGAAUCCGAAGCUGUUGGGGUGAUCAUGUACAUGUUUACCCCCGUGGUGUAACGUUUCGGCGGGACGUGUGCACGGUUUGAUUCCUAACACGAAAGUACAUUGAGAGCUUUUGGUGGAGAUCUCUAACUUAAGUGUGAGCGGGACACAUCGCAUGUUGUGUUUUAACCGCGCCAUAUGACUGAACGUGUGGUGCCCGUGUUGCAUUGCUUCCUUACAGUGCUCUGCAAAACGUGAUUUGGUGCCUUAAAAGGAAUGGGUGAUGAACACAUUAGCGACACGGUCUUCGUCAUAAAUGUUAAGUGUGGACAGCAGGAAAACUAUGCUUGUUCUAUGCAUUACAAAUGCAUAGAACUAAAUUAAGAAGACGGUCCAAGACAGCGUGUUCGAGUGGAGUUGAGUGUCUGGACAGAAAUGAGUAACCCCGGGAGAUGGACUGCUUUUCUUUGGAUUGUAAAUUUAGUUUGCUGCACUUUUGGCAUGGCAGUGAAUGAAAGAACUGAUGAGACUUGCCCAUCCCUGCACGUUGAGGACCGUCGCUUCUCCGACAGUUUAGACCGUCCGCUGGCCAUAACAGGGUUUGACCUCACAGAAAAGUUUCUACUGCGUAAGGGGACGGUGGUCGAGGACAGAGCAUCCUUUCGAUUGGGAAGCAUCCCGCUUAUCAAACCAACAGAAUCAGUGUUUCCAAAUGGACUUCCAAGUGAAUACUCCUUCGUCACACUCUACCGUCUUCGAAGAACAACCAAGAAAGACCGCUGGUUCCUAUGGCAGAUAUUUGACCAGACGGGAGGAACUCAGGUGUCACUGGUCGUGGACGGGGCAAAGCGGGCGGUGGAGUUCUCCUUCCAGGGGCUCCAGAAGAACGCCCUCCACUACACCUUCAAGGGCCGCGACCUCCACGCGCUCUUCGACCGCCAGUGGCACAAGCUGGGCGUGGCCGUGCAGAGCACCGUCGUCUCGCUCUACGUGGACUGCAAGCUGGCGGAGCGGCGGCAGACCGAAGACAAGGCCGACAUCAAGCGCAGCGGACGCACCCUGGUCACCACGCGGGUGGAAGAUGGCCGCCCCGUGGACAUAGAAGUUCAACAAAUCCUUAUCUACUGUGAUCCGUACAUGGCUGAGAUGGAGAACUGCUGUGAGCUGCAGGAAGCCAAGUGGGGAGCCAAUAAGACAUCUGACGAGACCCCCGCGCCCCCGGUGAUGGGGCGGCUGCCCCUGAUGCUCUCCCUGCCCGCCCCCCCGCCGCUUGACGGAUGCCCGUGUCCGGCUGAAAAGGGAGAUACUGGUCUGGCUGGAGUUCCCGGCAAUACUAUUGAAGGCAAGUGCCUCAAAGGAGAUCAGGGCCCAACUGGAGAGCGAGGAGAGAAGGGAGACGCGGGGACACCGGGACAGCCAGGCAAAGAGGGCAAGAGGGCCGUGGCUGCCAUGACGAUUAAACGGCACACUUUGACACGGGCGUUACGGAGAACGGCGCAGAAGGCAGGGUCUGGCGCCGUCCGCCAGAGGAAUCGUCUCGGGCGACGUCCACUUCAAUUCAUCACCGCGGAGAAGGUGGCCGAUGUCAGGCCCUUGGAGCGCUUCAAGGGUCCGUGA